UGGAGAGAGGAGAAGAAGAAGAAGAAAGCAGGAGAGAGAGGAGAACUGUUGAGUUUUCUUUUGAUUAUUGUCAUGAAGAUCGCCAAGAGAUUAUACCAAAGGAUGACAAUAAGCUUGUGUCCACAAAAGCUGAAAUGGAUGAAGCUAAAGAAGAAAACCGAAGGCUAAAGUUAUCUUUGAGUAAAAUCAUGAGGGACUAUGAAAACCUUCAAACAGAGUACAAUCAAAUGGUUCAACAACAGUCAAAGAAAUCUCAAGAAGGGCAUGCAGAAGAAGGAGAUGGUGAUGAUGGUGGUGGUGGUGAAUUUAAUAAAGAAAGCGAAGAGUUCGUUUCGCUAAGUCUCGGACGACGAAAGUCACCGACCUCUAGCGGUUCGAUGAGGAAAGACGGGAAGAAGAAAGGUUUGGUAAUGGCGGAGAAAAAUGCCGAAGAGCAUGAUGGUGAAGGGUUGAGUAUUGCAUUAAUGGAUUACCAAGCUAUGAAUCCAUAUGGCAAAGAGGAGAAAGAAGAAACAUUAGAGAUCAAUUAUAAUAAUAAUGAUGAUAAUCAAAAUCAAAAUCAAAAUCUAGAGAGUAGUUAUGGGUUGAAGAACUAUGGAGAUGAUCAUGAUGAGGAGCUUCUGCAGCAAAACAUUGUUAAGAAACCUAGGGUUUCUGUGAGGGCAAGGUGUGAUGCCCCAACGAUGAACGAUGGAUGCCAAUGGAGGAAAUAUGGACAAAAGAUAGCAAAAGGGAAUCCAUGUCCACGAGCCUACUAUCGUUGUACUGUUGCGCCUUCAUGUCCUGUCCGAAAACAGGUGCAAAGAUGUCCGGAAGAUAUGUCAAUAUUGGUGACAACCUAUGAAGGAACACACAAUCACACAUUGUCAAUUUCAGCCACUCCCAUGGCCUCAGCCACCUCGGCCGCCGCCUCCAUUCUCCUCUCCGGCUCUUCCUCCUCCUCCUCUUCCUCGGCCACCACCGCCACCGCUAAUCUUCAUGGCCUUAACUUUUAUAUCUCAGGCAACUCUUCAAGACCUAAAUCAUCGUCCUACCUCUCACCCUCCAACUCUCUUUCUUCUUUGGGUCAUCCCACCAUCACUCUAGAUCUUACGAUGUCGAAUUCUUCAUUGUCAUCAUCAUCGUCGUCAUCAUUGCCAUCAUCACAACCAUUCAUCUCUCUUCUCAAGAACUUCUCUUCCUCCUCACCAAGUGGCAUCCCCAAUUCUUUUGCUCAACGGUCUUAUCCUUACACUAAUCUCAGCUUCUCAACCAACAAUGUCAAUUCACCGGUUACAUCCACAAAUACAUUGUAUUGGGCCGGUCAUGGAGGUGGCGUCCGUACAACGUACGGAAAUACAGUUUUGGGGAGUACUCAUCAAGUGCCUUAUCAUUUGAUCCAAAAUAACCGAACCGAGUCCGGACCUUCAGACCCUUUUGGAAGAUCGUAUUCGCAACCUAUCCAGAGCAACGUUACCAAGAACAUGAAUCAAGCGUCUCUACCGGCCGAAACCAUCGCAGCGAUUGCAACCGACCCGAAUUUCCAGUCGGCUUUGGCGAAUGUUCUAUCGUCGAUCAUAGUAUCAGGUGAUGGGAAUGUUGAUUUGAUCAAAGGUCAAGGUGAGAAGAACCCUUAGCCAUGGAUCAUAUAUAUAUAUAUAUAUAUAUAUAUAUAUAUAUGUGUGUGUAUAGUUUUAACUCAGAAAGCCGUAGUGUAAAGCGUAGCUUUGUUUUCAACAAAAAUGCAUGAAGUGUGUAGAAUGUUUUAGGCUCUCAAGUUGAGGAUACGUUUUGUUCCUUGAA
Tarenaya hassleriana is the source of this 1782-nucleotide messenger RNA. RefSeq names its product probable WRKY transcription factor 61. The record is from RefSeq and is a predicted model, not a curated record. Gene Ontology annotation, molecular function: sequence-specific DNA binding; DNA-binding transcription factor activity. Gene Ontology annotation, biological process: regulation of DNA-templated transcription. The coding region runs from base 135 to 1616 and encodes 493 amino acids. NCBI's taxonomy places the organism in Eukaryota, Viridiplantae, Streptophyta, Magnoliopsida, Brassicales, Cleomaceae. The transcript is spliced from 4 exons.